UUCACUAUUUAAGCCACGGUUUCCUUAUAUUUUGGUGUUGUUGUUCGUGGUUCACUAGCGCGUUCGGUGUAUUCUCUCACGACAUAGUUUGAAUUCUCCUAAUCAUCGCUGACUACGAUUGUACGGCGACUAUCGAUUACAACAACUACGACGUCGAAAGGACGAGCGUUUAAAUGUCGAUUACUAAGAAGAUCCUCGGUACGGCAUCAUUAACGAUGCUUCUAUUCGUAUUUCAAAGCAAUCACUGCUUUCUUGUCGAUCAAACAAAUGUUACGGAUCCGAAUACAGAAUCGACCGAUGCAUUAUUUGUAAAUAAAGAUAUUCAAAAUAAACGUGACAUAGAUCGUCGAGGCUAUUCCGAAGAAAAGAUAUACGAAAUCUCUCAAGCUUGCUUGACUCCGACCAACAAGGAAGGUCAGUGUAAACAAAUCGGAGAAUGCGUGCUCGACGACGUUCGAUCGAAUACUAGUCAAUUUUUCAAUAAUAUGUGCAUUCUCAAUCGAACGCAAAUAGGAAUUUGUUGUCCGAACAAGUCACUAAGUACAUCGAGUUUGUCGCUCGUGGAAAGUCUGGCUGGACCAUUACCUUCUAUAGCAAGUUUUUACAGCGAAAAGGAGAAUAAUCCAGACGAUAGAAAAGCCAGAGGACACAGAGGAUGUGGAACGAACACAAAGAGUGGUACGAGAAUCGUAGGUGGACGACCGGCUGAUCCUCGGGAAUGGCCUUGGAUGGCAGCGUUACUUAGAAAAGACGCGAUUCAGUAUUGCGGAGGUGUUCUCAUCACCGAUAGACACGUAUUAACAGCUGCCCAUUGCGUUCAGAAAUUCAAGCCACGUGACAUCCUCAUUAGAUUGGGUGAAUAUGACUUUACGAAAUCAAACGAAACCAGAGCUUUAGACUUUGCGGUUACAGAAAUAAGAAUCCAUAGAGAUUUCGAUUCAGCCACGUACGAGAAUGACAUCGCUAUUAUCAAGAUACAACGACCCACUACCUUCAACAGUUAUAUUUGGCCUAUAUGUUUGCCACCUAUCGAUCAGACAUUUGAAAGGAAAACAGCGAUUGUUACAGGUUGGGGGACACAAUAUUAUGGUGGACCAGCCAGUACCAUUCUUAUGGAGGUUACAGUACCGAUAUGGCCUCAAGAAAUGUGCAUUAAGAGCUUUACUCAACGUAUCACGAAGGCUACCAUGUGCGCAGGCGCUUACAAAGGAGGUCGUGACGCUUGUCAGGGAGACUCUGGUGGUCCUUUGGUUCAUCAACUCGGGAAUGGCAGAUGGGUGAAUGUUGGAAUCGUUUCCUGGGGUAUUCGUUGUGGUGAACCUGGCCAUCCUGGAAUUUACACUCGCGUAAACUUUUAUCUCGAUUGGAUAUUCGCGAAUGCCGUGUUUUAAUCUAAUUCAUUAAUAUAAUAAUAUUAUACACGACUAACGAA
Molecule: messenger RNA, 1432 nt
Organism: Vespula pensylvanica (western yellowjacket)
Lineage: Eukaryota; Metazoa; Arthropoda; Insecta; Hymenoptera; Vespidae
Product: venom protease
Exons: 8
Coding region: 174-1391 (405 amino acids)
Biological process (GO): proteolysis
Molecular function (GO): serine-type endopeptidase activity
Source: RefSeq, a predicted model, not a curated record